Molecule: messenger RNA, 3687 nt
Organism: Aplysia californica (California sea hare)
Lineage: Eukaryota; Metazoa; Mollusca; Gastropoda; Aplysiida; Aplysiidae
Product: serine-rich adhesin for platelets
Exons: 9
Coding region: 723-3653 (976 amino acids)
Source: RefSeq, a predicted model, not a curated record
GUGCACACCGAGGUUUCGUUUAUAGCCGAGCGAAGCAAGAGUCUUCGCGCACCCCGGCUCGACGCAUUUGAGUUGAUUCUGGUUUUAACACGUAGGAAGCUUUCAACCCACAAUCUUUCGAACCCUGUAACACCUCUUGUUCUGUGUGUGAAAUUCUGAAAUUUCAAAAAUCAAGUUUUAGGUUUUCAAAAGAAUAGAACGUUAACUUUCGAAUAUACCUGUAAAAGACGGAAAAUCGCCAUCAAUCAGCGCUCGUUGUGAAGGAAACUUUGAUCCUGUGAAACGCGAAGAAGAAGCGAGUUAGCAAAAAAGUCGAACCUAAGAAGAUACGAAACUGAUUCACCGAGCGAGAGGAGAAACAGCAACCGAGAAGCAGGCGUGCCUUUUGGAUCAGCAACAGACAACGCCAAAAAUUGCCUUGUCUAGCACGCUUGCUUUACCCAGCCGAGAGGGGGUCGCUCAGUCGAGGUCAAAGUGAGAGCUAGCUGACGUCAUCGGAAACCCCAAGAAUCCCGACAGCACAUGCCAGUAGUGCCUGUGGUUGACACCGUCUCCGCUGCUACAGCUACCCUUCCCUGUGGUCGUCCAGAACCAUUACGUGACCGUGUGUCUGGCUUGCGUCCCCAGCGGGUCACCAGAGACCGGAAGAUGGACAAUACAGGAGCGACUGCUCCGAGCGAGGAUCGCAGGUUAUUUUGAGCUCGCGGGCUUGCCGGCGGUCCAUGGACAGACGCCCCGCGAGCUGUGUGCCCCGAGAGCAGUCAGUGCGGGUCCAGGAGGCCAAGGUGAGAGGCCCUAAGCCCCGUUGUGUCCCCCCAGUCACCCUGGAGCGUCGUGACGUCAGCAUGCUACACAGCCCCGCGACCGCCAAGGACACGCGGGACCAGCCGACCACCACGGAACCGUCAGACACACCACAAGCGACCACCACCACAGUCAGUACUACCACAUCUGUCAGCAGCAGCAGCAGCAGCAGUGUCGCCGCCACCACCACUACAAGCGCCAUAACCACGUCGGCAUCCGCCGGAGCAGCAGCUAUGGUGGCGCCAGCAUCAGCGACGUUAGCUUUGACCUCGACUUCAGCAGCCCCAGUCGUUGUUGCAGUCACAGAAACAGCAGCAGCAGCAGCAGCCGCUGCAGCAUCUACACCACCACAAGUAUCACCAUCAGUCAGCGCCGUUGGCUCAUGCCCACCGCUCACCACGGCACCGCCAUCGUCUCCGUUGUCAGAAGUGACCGCGGCGGCGACAACGACAACAGCAGCAGCAACGACCACAACGACAGCAGCAAUUGUGGGUGGAAAGCGUCCAAUAGGAGAGGAGAGCCCCGUCAUCAUCCUGACGCAACACCAAGAUGAUGAGAAAGACAACGAUGAAGAAGAUGAAACUAAGAAACCAACGGAUUUGUCCGAAUCCACCACGACCAAAAGAACGAAGCGACAAGAACUUGUCAAGCUUCACAUACAAAAACCAGAUGAAUCAACGAGCCAAGUUUCGACCCACGAGACGCCGGGCGACAGAGGCAGGGAGACCGAGAGGCGGGCGGGGAGGACCGGGGUGCACUUCUCCACAGUGUCCGCCCGCCGGGAUGUGGCACACGUCAUGGAGUUCUUCCUGGAGCAGGAGAAGAGCCUGCAAGAAAGCUUCCUGUCCCUGCCUAAGCGAGCCCCCCGCAAACAGCGGUCGCCCAGCCCAAACCUACAGCAAAGCAUGGGCCUGGAGCACCUAGACAACCUCAUCAAACUCAUGGAGCAACUCACCAGCCUCAAAGAUGAAAACUCCAGGCUUCGCAAACGCUGCGACUACCUCGAAAGCACGAAAGUACUACUCCAAGCCAAGCAAGACUUGAGUUUCGAGAGUAGCAGUUCGUCGUCGGGGUUCAUGACCCUACCUGCUCACAGAAGCAAACACCAUCUACGUCAUCACUCCCACCCCCACCACCAGCAGCAACACUAUGAUCGGAAGCGCGGCGGUGACCUGGCCCGGCUGACUGCAGCUUCCGGUGGGGGUGGGAGUAGCCCAAGCAUGUCUAGACCACGCUUGUCCAGCGCAGACGAACUCGAGUAUUUAGAAAUGAUCGACUCGUCAUCGGAUCAGCGUCCACGACGCGCAAAAUCUGCCAUGCACAAACGCAGCUUCUCCACCGGGUCACUAGAGGUGCCGUCAGAACUUUUAGAAGAAGUGGCCGGCAUGGAGAAGAGAAAAAGAAUCAAAUCAAAAACAGGCAGAAGUAUUUUCGGAGGGAAACCCUCGUCUUCAAAACAGAAAUCUUCUAAAGGAUCAAAGUGGGCUCGCGUGAAGAAAGUUUUGACGGGCCAGAAGUUGUACGAGGAUUUAGGCACGACCAUACGAUCGCUCCGCGACCUAGGGAAAUCCUCGCACAUACAACGUUAUUCUACCAGCGGAAUCCCUUCGCGGCAACACGAGACUAGUCCGCCCUCGCCCCGCCCACCAAGUGAGCACCGCCCAACAGAGGGCAGUGUUAGUCCGGACCCGGACUCGGUGUUUGGGGCGGGGCCUCCCCUCAGUCCCGCCCCUGCGCCUGUUCGCUCUUACAGUCUAGGACCAUCCAGCGGCGCCAGCCGAAAGGACCCUGAUCUAACAGCAGACAUCUGGAUGGGGCCGCCUGAUUGGUGGGAAGAGUACGAAGCACAGAAAGAGAGCGGAACUUCCACAGCGAGUGACGUCAGUUCUGUUAUUGAAGUGACCACCAUGUACUUAGGCGGAAAGAAAGACGUCACAACAACCACCACUGGCUCAACUACGCCCACCCCUACCCCCAGCACUGGGGGUGGGGCCGUGGGCGGGGCAGUGGGUGGAGCAGUGGGCGGAGCAGUGGGUGGAGACACCAAUGGUGCCUCUGCUCAACCUGAAAAUUUCUUAAAGGUCGAACAACCCUCCCUCCCCCGACGCCAGUCAAGCCCGAGUCUCGGCUUUCAGGAGGAGGCUGAGGACGACGACCUUCUCGACGAUUUGACCAUCACCUCAGACAGCAGCUCACGUGCGCGCUUCCUGCACAAAUCCUCCAGCUGCAAAAGCGCUGACCUUGAACUGCCCAAAGGAGAGCUGUCCCUCUCUAUGUCCCCGAAAUCUAGUGAGGGCCGCGAGUCGAAAAAAUCCCACAAAACAGCGUGGGGCAGAGUCAAGGACAUUAUCCACACAAGAAAAGACAGCAUUAAGAAAAAACCGAAGCGGGAGAAAUCCGGAAUAGAAAGUGAGGAAACCUCUGAGAUCGACAUGGAAGCCUUGAUGGAGGAGCAGUGGAGAUCAGACUCGUUCGCCGAUGGCUUACUCAGCCGUUCCACGCCCAAGACAUCCCCAGUGGUGAUCAGACAGCAGAGCUCUAAGAGCAUCAGCGAGUCACCGCCAGGAGCUGGCGUCAGUAAGACCUCCCCGUCUCGCGCCAGUUAUCAGAUGGGUUCAAGUCCCGGGAAUGUGGACAUGGCUGCCUUGUUAGCUGGCAGCAUGAGCGACGAGUUCAACCGAAAGAUGCAGGAAUGGGAGGAAAAGCGGACGAAAAGGUCACGCUCCGUUCGGGCUUCCAUAGAGGACAGUGAGCUGGACGCUUCUGGGGUGUCCACGGACUUCCCUGUUAGGACGGUGGACUUGAAAGACUUACGCGGUAAAGGUAAAUGCCUUUCUUCCUCUCUGUAGCUACCUUUCUCUAGUUCUUUCUGUUUCUCUCUCU